Molecule: messenger RNA, 1080 nt
Organism: Leptonychotes weddellii (Weddell seal)
Lineage: Eukaryota; Metazoa; Chordata; Mammalia; Carnivora; Phocidae
Source: RefSeq, a predicted model, not a curated record
AUGCUGCUCCUCUGGGUUCUGAAGUUCUCAAACGUUCAUGCAUAUCGGGGCCAGGAAGAUGAAUGCAGCAUGCUAAAGGGGCCUGGCCACUACAUUUAUGUGGACACCUCCUUUGCCAAGCAGGGGGAAAAAGCCGUGCUGCUGAGUUCUGACCUACAGGCUGAGGAAUGGAGCUGUCUCCGACUGGUCUACCAGAUAACCACGUCUCCAGGGUCUUCAUCAGACACCAGCCGGCUGAACCUCUAUGUGAGAUUUGAAGAUGAAAGUUUUGAUCGCCUGCUUUGGUCAGCUAAGGAACCUUCAGACAGCUGGCUCAUAGCCAGCUUGGAUUUACAAAACAGUUCCAAGAAAUUCAAGAUUUUAAUAGAAGGUGUGCUUGGACAGGGAAACACGGCCAGCAUCGCACUCUUUGAAAUCAAGAUGACAACCGGCUACUGUAUUGAAUGUGACUUUGAAGAAAAUCAUCUCUGUGGCUUUGUGAAUCACUGGAACCCCAACGUGAACUGGUUUGUUGGAGGAGGAAACAUUCGAAACUCCCCUUCCGUUCUCCUGCAGGAUCACACCUUCAAGAGUGAACUGGGCCACUACAUGUACGUGGACUCGGUGUAUGUCAAGCACUUCCAGGAGGUGGCGCAGCUCAUCUCCCCGAAGACCAUGGCCCCCAUGUCCGGCUGCCUGUCGUUUUAUUACCAACUCCAGCAGGGGAAUGACAAUAGCUUCUCCCUCUAUACUCGGGAUGGGGCCGGCCUUUACGAGGAAAUCUGGAAAGUGGGCCAGCCAGGGAGUGCUGCCUGGAAUCUGGCCGAGGUGGAGUUCAGCGCGCCGUACCCCAUGGAGGUGGUUUUCAUGAGCCUAUGCAAAAGUUUUUGGGACUGUGGCCUGGUAGCCUUGGAUGACAUUACAAUAGAAUUGGGAAGCUGCUUGUCUCCAGAGAGGCUUCUACCCGCACCUGGAGAGUGUACUUUCGAACAAGAUGAGUGUGCAUUUACCCAGGAGAGAAGAGACCGGAGCAGCUGGUACAGGAGGAGGGGAGAGACGCCCACCUCCUACACAGGACCUAAGGGAGAUCACACUACUGGG